This is a messenger RNA of Trichoderma gamsii, 429 nucleotides long. RefSeq lists its product as hypothetical. Bases 1 to 429 code for a protein of 142 amino acids. The transcript has 3 exons. The record is from RefSeq and is a predicted model, not a curated record. Lineage: Eukaryota; Fungi; Ascomycota; Sordariomycetes; Hypocreales; Hypocreaceae.
AUGCGCUCUUCACAACUCUUCGUCCUUGCUAGUGCUAUAGCAACAGCAGCAGCAACCAUCUUCCCCGAAAGCGCGACAACUAUUGCCGGUGUAUCGACAAUACAGCAUGUCUUCGUCGGCACUGAGAGCGGACUGUCACACACAGAGGAUGUUACCAUUCCCACCGUCUCAGCGUCUAUAACACCGUCGUCAGGGUGGACGAGCUCAGAAGCGCAGACGGCAACGGAGAGCGGCUCUGACGACUCUUCUGCUUCCACCACCAGCGUUACGCGACCUGCCGGCUUUCCAAAUGCAACCACUACUUUGGCUAGCAGUCUGGUUCCUACAAAGUCGCAGAACACCACAACACCUACCAGCCAUGUAACCGGUGAAGAGGGCGAGAAGGCUGUUAUGAAUAAUGACGCUGGACGAGAUGCGCGCCACAUAUAG